Molecule: messenger RNA, 1800 nt
Organism: Colletotrichum godetiae
Lineage: Eukaryota; Fungi; Ascomycota; Sordariomycetes; Glomerellales; Glomerellaceae
Product: amino acid permease
Exons: 6
Coding region: 1-1800 (599 amino acids)
Biological process (GO): amino acid transmembrane transport
Cellular component (GO): membrane
Molecular function (GO): amino acid transmembrane transporter activity
Source: RefSeq, a predicted model, not a curated record
AUGGCGACCGAAAAGGACGUCCAUGAUGGUGUCUCGACGCCCGAGACUACCCAGGUCCAACCCGAAAGUCGUGCCGAGGGCCAUGCGGUCCCAGGCAAGCCUGGAAACGCCAUUGGCGAGGGCCAUCUCAGUCACGGAGGUGCGGUGCGCGACGAGGACUUCUACACCCGUAAUGGACUCAACUUCGAGUCCUUCAAACGCCGAGACUAUGGUCACGGCAUCGUCGAGCUCGAUCGUACCAUGAAGACUCGUCACUUGCACAUGAUUGCUAUUGGUGGCUCCAUUGGUGCUGGUUUCUUCGUCGGGUCCGGAGGUGCCCUGGCUACUGGUGUUUGUUUUGCCACCAGCCUACAAGGCCCCGGCUCCAUUCUUCUCGACUUCUCAAUUAUUGGUAUCAUGAUGUUCAACGUUGUCUACGCACUUGGUGAACUCGCUGUCAUGUACCCUGUAUCCGGUGGCUUCUACGUAUACUCGACUCGCUUCAUUGACCCUUCUUGGGGCUUCGCGAUGGGAUGGAACUACGUUUUCCAGUGGGCAAUUGUCUUACCUCUCGAAUUGACCGUGUGUGGUCUAACAAUCAACUACUGGGAAGGGGCUAGAAAUAUCAGUCUCGCUGUUUGGAUCACCAUUUUCUGGGCUGCAAUCACCUUCAUCAACGUCUUUGGAACUUUGGGAUACGCCGAGGAAGAAUUCUGGUCCUCCCUUCUCAAGCUUUCGGCCAUUGUCAUUUUCAUGAUCGUAGCUCUGGUCCUCGUGUGCGGUGGUGGCCCUGCUGGCGGUCGUUAUGAUGAGUACUGGGGUGCGCGAUACUGGUACGACCCCGGCGCAUUCAAGAACGGAUUCAAAGGAUUCUGCGCGGUCUUUGUCACCGCUGCAUUCUCGUUUGCCGGUACCGAGCUCGUUGGCUUGGCCGCAGCCGAAUCCAGCAACCCCUUGAAGUCCUUGCCAGGUGCCAUCAAGCAGGUCUUCUGGCGUAUCACCCUGUUCUAUAUCCUCGGUCUCUUCUUUGUUGGCCUCCUCAUCAGCUCCAACGACGAGAACAUUCUUGGUGCCGACAACCCUUACGCCGACGGUACAUCGCCUUUUGUAUUGGCCGCCAAGUACGCUGGCUUGAACGGUUACGAUCACUUUAUGAAUUCCAUCAUCUUGGUGUCAGUCCUCUCAUUGGGAGUUUCGUGCGUCUAUGGCGGCUCCCGUACUCUGACGGCUCUUGCGCAACAGGGCUAUGCCCCUAAGAUCUUUACCUACGUCGAUAAGUCUGGCCGCCCUCUACCGUCCGUUGCAGUCCACCUUGUCUGCGGCGCCCUUGCCUAUAUCAACUUGGACGCAAGUGGCGAGACGGUCUUCAACUGGCUCCUCGCCAUGUCAGCACUCGCUGCUCUGUUCACUUGGGGAUCCAUCUGUUUGGCUCACAUUAGAUUCCGCAAGGCUUGGGCUUACCACGGACAUACUGUCGAUGAGAUUCCUUUCAAGGCUGCAUUUGGUGUCGCCGGGUCCUGGGUCGGGUUGAUUCUAUGCAUCCUUGUACUCAUUGCUCAGCUCUUCGUUGCAAUCGCACCCGCUGGGCAGGGCAACGAGCUCAAUGAUGCCGCUGGAUUCUUUGAGGCUAUGGUUACUGUUCCUGUUAUCAUCGUCUUCUGGGUCAUUGGCUUCGCCUGGAAGCGCACUGGCUGGCUUCGCACCCACCAGAUGGAUGUUGAUACCGGACGUCGCGAGCUCGACUGGGAGGAGAUGAACCGCUACAAGGCCGAGGUUGCUUCUUGGCCUACGUGGAAGCGCGUGUACAACAGGUUCUUCUAG